Molecule: messenger RNA, 10701 nt
Organism: Falco peregrinus (peregrine falcon)
Lineage: Eukaryota; Metazoa; Chordata; Aves; Falconiformes; Falconidae
Gene: IQGAP1
Product: IQ motif containing GTPase activating protein 1
Exons: 40
Coding region: 98-5077 (1659 amino acids)
Biological process (GO): regulation of GTPase activity; regulation of actin cytoskeleton organization
Cellular component (GO): cytoplasm; nucleus
Molecular function (GO): actin filament binding; GTPase activator activity; calmodulin binding
Source: RefSeq, a predicted model, not a curated record
GCGCGGCGGCUCCGCCCCCGCCACACCCGCAGCGGCAGGAAGGGGAACGGCCGCAGCCGCGCCCAGCUCCCGGCCGGCCCCGGCCCAGCGCAGCGCCAUGGCGGCGGAGGAGGCGGUGGACGGGCUGGCCAUGUCCCGGCCCCACUAUGGCUCUGUCUUGGAUAAUGAGAGGUUAACAGCAGAGGAAAUGGAUGAAAGAAGACGCCAGAAUGUUGCCUAUGAAUACCUUUGUCAUCUGGAGGAAGCAAAGAGAUGGAUGGAGGCCUGUCUGAGUGAGGAGCUGCCUCCCACAACAGAGCUGGAAGAAGGAUUGAGAAAUGGAGUCUACCUGGCCAAACUUGGAAACUUCUUCUCCCCUAAAGUAGUUUCUGUGAAGAAAAUCUAUGAUAGGGAACAAACUAGAUACAAGGCAACUGGUCUCCACUUCCGGCACACAGAUAACGUAAUCCAGUGGCUGAAUGCCAUGGCUGAGAUUGGUCUCCCCAAGAUAUUCUACCCAGAAACUACAGAUAUCUAUGAUCGCAAGAACAUGCCACGCUGUAUCUAUUGUAUUCAUGCACUCAGCCUGUACCUGUUCAAACUGGGUCUUGCCCCUCAGAUUCAGGAUUUAUAUGGGAAGGUGGACUUCACAGAGGAGGAAAUCAGUAACAUGAGGCUUGAACUGGAGAAGUAUGGUAUUCAGAUGCCUGCCUUCAGCAAGAUUGGUGGAAUUCUUGCAAAUGAACUUUCUGUGGACGAAGCAGCAUUACAUGCUGCUGUCAUUGCCAUUAAUGAAGCAAUCGACCAUCAGGUUCCAGCUGACACUCUCAUGGCCAUGAAGAACCCUAAUGCCAUGCUAAUAAAUCUUGAUGAUCAACUGGAAUCCACUUACCAAGACACACUCUACAGAGCAAAGCAAGACAAGAUGGAGAAUGCUAAAAACAGGAUUGCCUCUGAAAAUUCAGAGAGAGAGAGAGAUGUGUAUGAGGAACUUUUGACUCAAGCUGAAAUUCAGGGAAACAUCAAUAAAGUGAACACACAUGCAGCCAUAUCAAAGAUUGACCUAGCUUUGGAACAAGGAGAUGCAUUAGCACUGUAUGAAGCUAUGGCAACGCCAGCCCUGGGACUCCGAGGAUUGCUACGUGAAAAUUGUGACUGGUAUUUCAAGCAGUUUUUGAGUGACAGACAACAGAAACAGGAGGCUGGCCUUACAGGUCCUCUGCAGAAGGAAGAGUUGCAGCUGGGAGUGGAUGCUGCUAACAGGGCAGCGCAACAGUAUCAGCAAAGGCUGGCAGCAGUAGCCAGAAUUAAUUCUGCAAUUCGAAUGGGUGAUGCUGAGAAGACUGUGGCAGAACUGAUGAAUCCAGAGGCCCAGUUACCAGAGGUUUAUGUAUUUGCUGCAGACCUUUACCAAAGGGAGCUGGCCACCUUGCAGCAGCAGAGCCCUGAAGGUAACCUCACCCAUCCAGAAUUAUCUGUUGCUGUAGAGAUGCUGUCUUCUGUGGCCCUGAUUAAUAGGGCUUUGGAUUCAGGGGAUGUGAAUACAGUGUGGAAACAGCUGAGCAGUCCUGUCACAGGGCUUACAAACAUUGAGGAUGAGAACUCUCAGAGAUACAUCGAUGAUUUGAUGAAGCUGAAAGCUCAAGCACGUGCAGAAGGAAAUGAAUUCAUCACAUGGAAUGAUAUCCAGUCAUGUGUUGAUCGUGUGAACAUAGCUGUGCAUGAAGAACAUGAAAGGAUUUUGGCAAUUGGUCUUAUCAAUGAAGCUCUGGAUGAAGGGGACAGCAAAAAGACUAUUCAAGCCUUGCAGAUUCCUGCAGCAAAAUUGGAGGGUGUAGCCCCAAAGGUAGCACAGCAUUACCAGGAUACACUACUUCGAGCCAAGCGAGAGAAAGCACAGGACACACAGGAUGAAACAGCUGUGCUUUGGCUAGAUGAAAUUCAGGAUGGGAUUCAUAGGGCUAACAAGGACACAGAGGAGUCGGAGAGAUUCUCCUUAGGAAUUCUGGCCAUUAACGAAGCAGUAGACCAUGGUGUUGUUAGCCAGACCCUGAGUGCCUUGCGUUCACCUGAUGUUGGGCUGUAUGGAGUCACUCCAGAAUGUGCCGAGACGUAUCAGCGAGAGCUGUCAGAAGUCAAGAGAAGAAAAAUGGCAGCAGGGGGCAACGGCAGUGAAUGGGUGAAACACUGGGUGAGAGGAGGCUAUCAUUAUUAUCAUAACCUGCGGACCAAAGAGGGAGGAUGGGAUGAACCAGCGGAAUUUGUGCAAAAUGAUACACAGCUGUCACGGGAGGAGAUACAGAGCACCAUAUCUGGAGUCACUGCAGCAUACAACCGAGAGCAGCUCUGGCUGGCCAAUGAGAACCUAAUUACGAAGCUUCAGGCUUGCUGUCGAGGAUAUCUUGUUCGCCAGGAAUUCAACUCAAGAAUGAAUUUUUUGAAGAAACAAGUCCCAGCAAUUACUUGCAUUCAGUCCCAGUGGCGUGGCUACAAGCAGAGGAAGGCAUAUCAAAUCCGUUUGGAUUACCUGCGAGCGCAAAAGGAUCAAGUAGUGAAGAUUCAAUCAAUGACGAGGAUGUAUCAAGCCAGAAGACGUUACAGAGAUCGCCUGCAGUAUUUCAGAAACCAUAUAAAUGAUGUUAUAAAAAUUCAAGCCUUUAUCCGAGCAAACAAAGCACGAGAAGACUAUAAAACCCUCAUUAAUGCUGAAAACCCACCUAUGGCUGUAGUUCGGAAAUUUGUCCACUUGCUCGAUCAGAGUGACCAAGAUUUUCAGGAGGAGCUUGAGCUAAUGAAACUGCGUGAGGAAGUUGUAACCUUGAUCCGAUCCAAUCAGCAACUGGAAAAUGACCUCAAUCUCAUGGACAUCAAAAUUGGUCUCCUGGUGAAAAACAAAAUUACAUUGCAGGAUGUCGUUUCUCACAGCAAAAAGCUUACCAAGAAGAACAAGGAACAGCUGUCUGACAUGAUGAUGCUGAACAAACAAAGGGGAGGUUUGAAAGCUUUGAGCAAAGAGAAGAGAGAAAAGCUGGAAGCCUAUCAGCAUCUCUUCUACUUACUUCAGACUAACCCAACGUACUUGGCCAAGCUGAUCUUUCAGAUGCCUCAAAACAAAUCCACAAAGUUCAUGGAUUCCGUCAUCUUCACGCUGUAUAAUUAUGCUUCCAAUCAAAGAGAGGAAUACCUGUUGUUGCGGCUUUUUCAAACAGCAUUGCAGGAAGAGAUCAAAUCAAAAGUAGACCAAAUACAGGAAAUUGUGACUGGGAAUCCUACUGUUAUUAAAAUGGUGGUAAGUUUCAACCGUGGUGCCCGUGGUCAGAAUGCUCUGAGGCAAAUCUUGGCACCAGUUGUGAAGGAAAUCAUCGAUGACAAAUCACUCAAUAUCAAAACUGACCCAGUGGAUAUUUACAAGUCUUGGGUUAACCAGAUGGAGUCUCAAACUGGCGAGGCCAGCAAACUGCCCUACGACGUUACACCUGAACAAGCUCUAAAUCACGAAGAAGUGAGGACGCGCCUGGAUGCCUCAAUCAGAAACAUGAGGACAGUGACAGACAAGUUCCUGUCUGCCAUUGUUAGUUCAGUGGACAAAAUCCCUUAUGGAAUGCGUUUCAUUGCCAAGGUACUAAAAGACUCCCUGCAUGACAAGUUCCCUGAUGCUGGUGAGGAUGAGCUGCUGAAGAUUGUUGGCAACUUACUGUAUUAUCGCUACAUGAAUCCAGCCAUUGUCGCACCAGAUGCGUUUGACAUCAUCGAUCUCUCAGCUGGAGGCCAGCUGACCACGGACCAGCGCCGAAACCUUGGCUCCAUUGCAAAGAUGUUGCAGCACGCGGCGUCCAAUAAGAUGUUCAUGGGAGACAACGCGCACUUAAGCAUCAUUAAUGAAUACCUAUCGCAGUCAUACCAGAAAUUCAGACGUUUUUUUCAGGCUGCCUGUGAGGUUCCUGAAUUGCAGGAUAAAUUUAAUAUUGAUGAAUAUUCUGACUUGGUGACUCUCACUAAACCAGUUAUUUAUAUUUCUAUUGGUGAAAUCAUCAAUACACACACUUUGCUCUUAGACCAUCAAGAUGCAAUUGCUCCUGAGCACAACGAUCCAAUUCACGAGCUGCUGGAUGAUCUUGGAGAGGUUCCUACGAUUGAGUCCUUAAUAGGGGAAGGGUCUGGCAAUGUUAAUGACCCCAACAGGGAAAUGCUAGCAAAGACUGAGGUUUCUCUCACACUGACUAAUAAAUUUGAUGUUCCUGGUGAUGAGAAUGCAGAGAUGGAUGCGAGGACAAUUCUGUUGAACACAAAACGUUUAAUUGUUGAUGUAAUCCGCUUCCAACCAGGGGAGACACUGUCUGAAAUCUUGGAAACUCCAGCUACCUCGGAGCAAGAAGUGGAGCAUCAAAGAGCAAUGCAGAAACGAGCCAUUCGAGAUGCUAAAACUCCCGAUAAGAUGAAAAAAUCUGUGUCUGUAAAGGAAGAUGGCAACUUAAAUCUUCAAGAAAAAAAAGAUAAAAUCAAGAUAGGCCUGAAAAAGUUGACAGAACUGGGGACAGUGAAUGCCAAAAAUAAAUACCAGGAGCUAAUCAAUGACAUCGCGAAGGAUAUCCGAAAUCAGCGUAGAUACCGUCAGAGAAGAAAGGCGGAGCUGGUGAAGCUGCAGCAGACGUACAGUGCCUUGAACUCCAAAGCUACUUUUUAUGGGGAACAAGUGGAUUAUUACAAAAGCUACAUCAAAACCUGCUUGGAUAACCUGGCCAGCAAGGGCAAAGUGUCUAAGAAACCUCGGGAGAUGAAAGGCAAAAACAGUAAAAAGAUUUCUCUAAAAUAUACAGCAGCUCGACUCCAUGAGAAGGGAGUGCUUUUAGAGAUUGAAGACCUGCAAAGUAACCAGUUUAAAAACGUGAUAUUUGAAAUCAGUCCAACAGAAGAAGUAGGAGAUUUCGAGGUAAAAGCAAAGUUCAUGGGAGUACAGAUGGAAACCUUUAUGUUACAUUAUCAGGAUCUUUUGCAGCUGCAGUAUGAAGGCGUCGCAGUCAUGAAGUUGUUUGACAGAGCAAAAGUGAAUGUCAACCUUCUGAUCUUUCUUCUGAAUAAGAAGUUUUAUGGGAAGUAACCAACCUCUGCCAGCCAGUCUGUGAGAGGGGAGAUGAAUAGAAACCCGCACAUACAACUUCUAAUGACGUAGCUAUGUAUCAGUAUAUGCCUAUGCUGUGCUAAAAUAUAUCAAAUGUAUCAUGAAGGAGGACUAAGAACCUCUUGUGAAUUGACAACCCUGAUUGAAUUUGCAGGGAGUUGGUUUCUUGUUUAUUUAUGAUCUUUAUCUUCAGCUUUGAAGGUCCCCUGAAAAGCAGUUAACUUAGAAUGUAUUUUUACAUGGCGCUGGGGAUUAAACUAAUAAGAGUAUACUUAGGGUAUCUGGAUGCUUUAUUUGCCUAAUUGUGUGCUUUGUGAGGCUUGAAUUCUUGUUGCCUGUGCAAAGAGAAAGCCGGCACUGCACAGCUGUUGGUUUGCCUCUUCCUGAAAGCAAAACAGUGUUGCAGAUUGUACCCGCAUUCCCAUUAAUCUCUAACAGCAAUGACCAGAAUAAAUAAUGGUCAAGGUCCAGGUUAGCCCUUUGUUUGCAAGCUUGCGGUGGUGGUGGCAGCUGAUUCCCAGGAUAGAGCUGCUAUGGUCUGGGCAAUCGGUAAGCGUCAUAAAUGGUUGCUGAACUAUUCGUGAUUAUGUACUAUAGCCACGCAGAACAGCUUUAGUGUCUCAUUUCUCUUGAUUAUUUUUUUUUUUUUGGUUUAUCACACUGUAGUAACUUACAGAUGGCCUCUUAAAUAGAGGAACCGUGGAAUGUAUCUACUAGUGCUUACAGAUGAAGAGGCCUUUUGGGGACGGGGAGGGAAACUUAAAAAAAUUCUUGAUAUGUUAACUUUUAAUGUUGCUUGCAAAGCAUUUGAAAUGUAAAAAUACCAUUUUUUCAGUUUAGAGCAAUGUUCUAUAUAUCUGUAUCUGAUGCAAUAAAUGUUAGGCUCUGCCUGCAGACUUGUCAAAGGAAGAAGACUAUCUUAAAUAGGCUAGCUUUUAAAAAGUUAAAUUUUUCUAGCUAUGCUCAAGUUCCUGUUUCUUCUACUACUUUGUUGGGUUUUUUUUACCAUGGUGGCAGUGCUGGCUAUUCUGCUAUAUCAAAUAAAAAUGCAGAGACUCUUUUUAAAACAAAACAAAAAAACUACCAGACAAACCAAAAAACCUGACCUUUAAAUUCAUCGGUUGCUCCAGCUUUCCCCCCCGUUUUUUUCUUAACAUUUUUAGUUUUUAAAAAAGGAAUAUUAAAAAAUAACUCUUAAUUGCAAAUUUCAAGUUAUUCGUAAGUCACUUGUGUUAUUUGUUCAGAUUACUGAGUUUAAUUGAACUUUUUCUCUGAUUUACACUGAAAUAGUUAUUUCAGCUUGGAUCUUUUUUUCUCAUGAAAGACACUUGUAGCUUUUGAAACAGCUACAUCCCUGAGGAUCGCUUUUCUGCAGUUCUCUUGGAAAUGAAUAUUUAAAUCUGCUGGUGUCUAGACUGUAUUUAAACAUAUUUUACUGUUGGUGCAUGUGUGGUCCAACCCAAUAACAAAAAUUACUUACCAAAUGCAAGACAAAUCUUUAUGGUCCAGAUCAUCUGAAACAGAGAUACCCAAGAAAUUAAUUUCCACUGAAAUGUGAAAGAAAGGUCUGAAAUGGGAUAAAGGUCUUGCCUUGGGUUUUUGUGUGUGGUUUUUUUUUGUUUUGGUUGGGGUUUUUUUUGCCUGCCUCUGUUUAAGUCCUUCUACAAUACAGCAUAUUCAAAUUCCUUUGAUUUAGGGAUAAUGGGAGUAAUGGCAGAACUUUAUAAAAUGAGGGUUAGGAAAAUGCAGCUGUACUCUGCUUUUUUACCCCACUGUACUUUUUUUCUUUUAUUUUUUUAAUGAAUACUUUUAAUACUUUUCAAUGUCUGCCAAAUAAAUUUCAAAUAUAACCCAGCUGGGAUUCAGGGACAAGGUGAUGAGGUGUUAGAGGCCUGUGUAGUACCCGUGGGGAAAGCAUCCUUACUAUGUGAUUUACAUUGUUGCCAAAACCCAAACAAACAACAAAUCAGUUAUGUGAAAAUAAUCUUAGAGGAGAAAGAGUCUACUCAUUUUAGCUGAGCAAACCGUGGAGGUUUGUUUUUUUUUUUUUAAGGAAAAGCUUUAUUAAAAGAUCCAAUCUCAGCAUGUAAUUAUAUGUAUUUUAUAAUUUAUUGGUGGUUUAGCUUUGCUUACUCUAUUACACCACUGUAUUUACCAUUGGAGUAGCUACAAUUACAAAGUCUGUCUUCUUUCUUUCCUGGUAAAAUUUCUAGCUCACAUUAAAGUAAAAAGUCCUUUGUCCGCAGGGGUGUUGUGUGAGGUCCUGCUGGCAGGCAGCAGCCCGAGCACGCAGUGCUGUGGCAGCAGGGUCAGGCUGCACCAGGGAAUCACCAGGCCUCCAGAGCUCUCCCACCCCCUCCACGACUCGGUCCCUGCCCCUCUCGUGCCUGCGGGGAUGGCCGGGGUGUGAAGAACCGCAAAGGAUGACCUAGCACAGCUAGGGCUGGAGGGGGAGGACUCCUCACACUUUUCCCCGGCUCCGGCAUGGGUCCCUUCCAGAGGGUGCCAUCUUUAGGAACAGAGUGCUCCAGCCUGGAUCCCUUGCAGAGCCACAGCUCCUGCCAGCAAACCUGCUGCAGCCUGGGCUUCUCUCUCCAUGGGGUCACAAGUCCUGUCAGAAGCAGGCUCCAGUGUGGGCUGCCCACGGGGUCACAGCCUCCUUUGGGCAUCUCCCUGCUCUGGUGUGGGAUCCUCUACAAACUGCAGACAAAGAGACAGGCAAUAUUCGCCUUUGAAUGGGAAAGCCCCACCACUGGACGCAAAGCACAGCUUACCUGAACAGUGCUACCUCAAGAGUUCAAAACCAGUCCAACAAAAUUUGGCAACCAGUUGGCAAAAGAGCUGGAAUUAUGGAAGAAGGAAAACCCCAAAGGAACAAAACUGCAGUACGUAGAUGACGUUUUGUUGGCUGCAGAGACCCAGGGAGAGUGCAUGCAGUUUCUACAUGCCUGUUGAGUUUCUUAGGACAAGGAGGAUAUCGUGUAUCAAAAAGCAAAGCUCAGGUGGGAAAAGAGACUGUGAUUUAUUUAGGUUUUGAGAUUUCACAAGGACAAUGGAGACCAGGAGCCAACAGGAAAGAAGCGAUCUGCCAGACUCCGGGAGCAAGAACUGUACGGGAGCUCAGAGCGUGUUUGCUUAUGGUUGAGUGGUGCAUACUGUAGAUUCUCAACUAUGGACUAUUGGUAAAACCCCUUUAUGAAACCUUGAAGGGGUCAAAAGAGAACCAGCUGCUAUGGACCCCUGAAUGCCAAAUAGCCUUUAAGGGCUUAAAAAAGGCUCUGAUGUCAGCAUCUGCAUUGAGGCUGCCCAAUUUCUCUAAGCCCUUUGAGCUAUUUGUAUAUGAGCAACACCACCUUGCCCUCGUGUGCUGACUCAAAGACUGGGAACAUGGAGAAGAGCUGUGGGGUAUUUCUCCAAACAAUUGGACAAUGUAAGUAAAGGAUGGCCAGGAUAUUUGCGUGCUGUAGCUGUUCUUUUAAUCCAAGUUAGAAAAUCAACAAUAGGACAAAGAAUCAUGGUGUAUGUUCUGCAUAUGGUGAUUUCGGUCUUGGAGCAAAACGGGGGGGCAUUGGCUGUCUCCAGGCUGCCUGCUUAAAUAUCUCCUGGUAUCGGUUGACACCUCCUGAGGGUGGCUGGAAGCUUUCCCCUGUUGCACCAGCAAAGCCAGGGAAGUCACUAAGCUAUUACUCAAAGCAAUAGUACCAAGGUUUGGGGUACCGAUGGGAAUGUCCUCUGAUCCAGGCCUGCAUUUUGUGGCAGAUUUUGUCCAGCAGUUAAGUAAAACCCGUGGUAUCAAGUGGGAUUUACAUACCCCAUGGAGGCCUCAGUCAAGCAGGAAGGUAGAAAGAAUGAAUCAAACCCUGAAACAGCAGAUCAGUAAAAUAUGUCAAGAAUCUUUAAAGUGUCCACGAGUCCUCCCACUAGCCCUUUUGAGAAUCAGAAUACCACCAAUGUCAAGGAGUAAAAUUAGCCUUUAAGAGGUGUUCUAUAGAAAUCCAUACCAAGUGCCACUGAUUCCAGGGGAAUUGCAUGUAAAGGGAAAAAAGGAUUUAAAGUUAGAUCUGAUUUCUCUAGGGAAAAUCCUUGUGGCUCUCCAACAACACAUUGUUUUGACAGGGCCACUCACAUUGGACACUCCUAUCCAUCAGUAUCAACCAGGAGACUAUGUGUGUAUAAAACCAUGGAACUCCAAACCUCUGCAAGAAAAACAGAAAGGACCCUUUCAGGUACUCCUGACAACCUGCACUGCAAUCAAGGUAGGAGGAAUCGAAUCCUGGAAUUAUUACACCGAAGUAAAACCAGCAUCAGUGCUGCUGAGAGAAGAACCUCAGUGGAAGGACAUUUCGGCAGAUAAAGAUCCAAAAAUCAAUGUGACUGUUAGUUGACAAACUGAAAGUGUUUUGGUUGGGAUAGCCAUGAUGUUCACCAACUGCUUAGCACGUCAGGGGACUAGUCAUGACAACCUUUAUGAGGAAGUGAAGAUACAAUUAGCCAAGAAACUCAAUGUAACAUGGUUGGAUGUGUUCACAGGUAAUGUUAGGCGGAACAGGAUUCUCCUAUGACCCUGUUCCUCUAGGGCAGCCAGAGUAUUCUGUCUUAAUGAAGUAGGAUAACUUAAUGAUACUACAGCAAGAAAAUAUUACCAAGGUGGACUUACUAGCUUCUAAUUGUACAUUAGAAAAAGAUAAUAGUGUGAUCUCAAGAGGUUGGCCUAUGCAAAGAUAUCCCUUAAGAAUAGGGGAGAGACCAAAAGCCAUCAAUUUAGGAAAAGCAAAAGACUGGUUGCUCUGUUGCAAUAUGACAAAGAAUACUUCCACACCACGUUUUCAAGCCAGAAAUAGUAAGUGUAGGUAUUACAUUUCUUCUACACAGAACGCCCCUGUACCAUUCAUCUUUUCAAAUGGAACAUCGAGCAGAACCUGAUAGCUUUCAAACUCUAUUUGGGGUCUGUUACAAAAUAAUACAAUAGCUUGGGAAGGUAACUUUAAUGGUACAUAUUGGAUUUGUGGGAAAAAGGUGUAUUGAUGGUUGCCUGGGGGAUGGUACAGGUCUUGCUUUCUAGGCUUAUUGAUGCCUCCAUUUAGAGUAUUACAGCAACUCCCAACAGGACAACCACGCUGGAGGAGAGAGGUAAAUUUGAAAAACAGGCCUGUGGUAUCAGAAGGGCAAAGGUUCUUCUUUACACUAUGCCCUACGCGUGCAGCUGCGUCCUAUGGAACUAAGAUAAAUCGACUCCGCAGUUUGCUAGAAGAAGUAGCUACUGAUACCAUUAAAGUAUUGAACAGUACAUCGUAUGAAAUGGCCCAAAAUAGAAUGGCGAAUGUACAAAAUCAUAUGGCUGUAAUUAUGUGCGAGCUAGUCAAGGAGGAUCUUGGGCUCUUCUAGGACAAGAAUGUUGUACAUCUAUAAAUGAUGGAUUUGAGACACAGCAGAAAGGGAUAAACUCAAUUGAGAGGGCAGUGGAAGAGUAGGAAAGGCAAAAGGAGUCCUCUUCGUCGUGGUGGAGUUGGUUGACUUCAUGGCUACCAAACCUGACUUAGGUAAACAAAUUAUUUGUAACAGUUAUAGUCAUGGUUGUUAAAUAUAUUUUGUGCUAUAUCAUU